UAAAACUGGACUUUUUCCAAGAUUUGCCGAUGGAUUCAGGGAAAAUGAUGAUCAGAAGAAAACCGGACACGCCUUCAAACAAACCAAAGGCAACGGAAGAAAGCCAACGUCUAAAGGAGGUCAGUGCCAAAAAUCUGGAGCUCAGUAAGGUGAUUCGUCUUCUUGAAGAUCCUUUGACUGCCAGCUUGAAGGAGAGGCACCUUUUUGUUCUGAAGAAACUGAUCAAGAGAAACCAGAUUGGUUUUCGUCUGAAGGAGCUGACAGGCAUAGCCAAAAUACUCAACAUCUGUGCUGAGAGAGUGAAGGAUCAGCCCGAAUAUGUGCCCAUUUUGUGUGAUGCUCUAAAAAUAUGCAGGCUUCCUUUCCUGAAGGAGAAAUCAUCUGAUGAGCUGAACUACGCCAAGGGUGUCAUUGACUUUCUCUCUCACAUGGGGUGUCUAAUGAGGGUGUCAGAUGCUGAAGUGAGACAGCAGAUAGUUGAAACAGUGAAAUCCUUCUACAGCUGUGUGGCCCCCAAACAUCUGCUUGAUGGUACUGUCCAUCUCAACAAGAAAAAGCCUCGGACUUUCCCCUCUGACAACCGAUUUACUAGACUUUCAUUGAAGCUCCAGCCAACCUCCCCAGGCUACAGGCUUCAGCUCUUGGAGCGUAGUGACCUGGCUCAGACGUUGCUCCUCUCCAUGGCUGUUGUACAGGACCAGCCGGCCAUCAAGCUGCAGCUCUUGCAGACUCUUCAACUCCUGUCCAGCUCCUCUGAUUUGAACUGUGCAUCAAUGCUCAGAGCACAAGGAGCAGAGAGGAUUUGUCUCCAUAUGAACGAACCUGAUGAGUCUGGUCAGGUCCUUUUCUGCUCCUCUGAGAUCCUCUGGAACCUUCUGGAGAGAGGCAACAAGGAGGAAGUGACCGCACAGCUCAACAGCAUAGAGACUAUCAUAUCUCUGAAAGAAGCGUUUCUCUACCAGCUGACGAACGGUUUCAAACAUUCUGACCUUCAACUCAGAAAUGAUCUGUUGGUGAUCACAUCACUCCUUGCUGAUAAUCCCAACUCUCUGCUUGUGGAGAGUCUGUUUGCGAAAUUGCUUGUUGUUCUGGCCACAUUUCCAGAGGUGAAAAGUCAAAACCCGUUGGUGCGCAACCUCAAGCUUAGCUUCAGUGAUCAAGACUUGAAAAUGAAGAAGUUACUGUUGAACCUGUUGGUUUUAAUGUCAAGUGAUUUCACUGCCCUGCAGCUUUAUAAAGAAGAACAAGUCUUGUCAGCUCUCCUGACGCUCAUAAAGCCACCUAGUACCUCCUCUGGACGGCGGUCUGGUUCACGUCACUGGUCCUCCAUCCAGCAGGAGGAGCUGCUGCUGCAGGCACUGGCCACCCUGGCCACCAUCGCUCCACUCAUGCUGGAUGAUUUCUUAACCUUUCAGGGGAAUAAGUGUCUGCUGCUCCUGCUGGACUGGUGCCUCAAGCAAGACUCUUUCUUUGGCCAGGGUCACAGCUUUCAUGGCACAGGAGGAAGAGGCAGUAAGAAGGCUCAGAUGCGGUUCUGUAUUCGAGUGAUGAGGUCCCUGACAUCUUUAAGAGAAGAGUCGGUCAACCAGGACCUCUGUAAUCAAGAUGCCAUCAGCAAGCUUAUAGGGAUUUUGAUGCAGAUGGAAGCGAGUCCUGAUGAAGAGGAUAUAAUAACUGUGGAGAUUAAAUCAGACAUUCAGUUGGUACUCUCUGCACUGUGUGAGAGCGACAUGCAGAGAAAGGAGCUGUUUGGAUCAGAGGGAGUUGAGAUGAUGACUCACUUCUUAAAGAAAGGCUCUGACAAGUUCUACAGCGGACUGGGACACAACAAACUCAUCCUGUCCACAGUGGACUGUGUGUGGUCCUGUAUCAUUGGUUGUUACACCACUGAAGAUUACUUUCUGGCUAAAGAGGGAGUAUUUCUUCUGUUGGACCUACUCAAUUCAAGCCCCAGAUGUGUUCACGACAACGUCCUGGCCACCCUCCUGGAACUCUGUGAUAAUCCCAACACUCUGUCUCACAUCCUGAGAUGGAAGGACAACGGCGGGAAGACGGCUAUUGGACUCCUGCUCCAGCUGUGGAGGGAGGAAGAGGAGGAGCUCAAAGUCAGCAGGAGCAGACAGGGAGGGAUCGCAGAUCCUCAAAGACCGCUCCUCAGCCUGCACCAGCAGGAAAAUGCCCAGCUGUCGUGUCCUGAUCACACAUCGAGUGCAGCAGUGCUGGAGUUAUCAGAGAGCCUGCGCUCCAAGAUUUACUCCAUCUUCUGCAAACUUGGAUUUCAGGACCUUCCUGGUUUGUCAACAAAACAUUAUAUGACCCUGAGCAUCGUCAGGAGAUAUCUGGACUUCAAGGUCGGGGAGGUUUGGGACGAGAUCAACAGGGAGCUGACUUCAGACGGUGUGAGGCCAAUAACCCCAGAUGAGGAGGCUCUGAACACGAUCUGUAAGAUUGCAGAGGACACGGCAAGAAGGGUCAUAGAGGAACAGAACAGCAUCCUGGAGCAGCAGGAGAAAGAGGAGAUCAGCAAGGAGGAGCACAUGUACACUGAGAUGAAGUCUCAUUUGAAGCAGCAUGAGCUCACAGCAAAGUCAUUGGACAGCUAUGUUUCAAAGACUUCGAAUUAUGAGACCCUGAAGGAAGUCAAAGCACAGAGGGAGAAACACAUUGAAUCCUGCAGAACCAAAGUAAAGCCUGAGGAAGCAGCAGGUCGUCUAACAGAGCAUUUUAUUGGGCAUGUCAUGUCUAUAGAGACCACAGUCGCUCCGGGGCCGGCGGGAGUGAAGGUGACGUUGGCCAGAGCUCCUAUCAAGUCCGCAGGUCAGGACCAGGUGAGACCAGGAAGAAAGGACCCUGAGUACUUCAGCACUGUUUCUGUGAAAGACUGAAGACAACAAAGACUCAGAUGAGAUGCAAACAGCCCCAGCUUCUGUAAAUACUGGAGAGUUUUAUGUGACUUUGGCAGAAGUUGCAGACAUGAGGUCAGAUGAUGAGUACAAUCAGCAUCUUGUAGUCAGACAUCCUGAUAUAGACACAGAAACACAGUACAGAACUUUGAAUGGCCUUUGUGGACUGGCACACAGUACAGCUGCUUAAUAAAGGCAUAAAACCACAUGUUCUUAGGUAGAUUUAGUUUUAGACUGUUCUUCACAACAUGCAAAGCUUUAAAUUUUAAAUGAUAACAUUCUCAAAUGUUCCUAUGUUUCAAUUAUUUAUUCCUUUAUAUAACAGUAGUGCAGCGUGAACUGCAAGGCCCCAAACGAUCAAUGUGGCAUCAUGGAGGCCGAGGCCUUAUGUAACAGCAAAACAACCAAUAAAUCACUGUAAACAUUAAAACAUAUCUCUAGUGUAAAUGUUUACGUUAAAGGCGACAGCUCUGUGUUUUUGUGCAGCUUUU
This is a messenger RNA of Cheilinus undulatus (humphead wrasse), 3394 nucleotides long. RefSeq names its product cilia- and flagella-associated protein 69-like. Gene Ontology annotation, cellular component: sperm midpiece; non-motile cilium. Bases 30 to 2885 code for a protein of 951 amino acids. NCBI's taxonomy places the organism in Eukaryota, Metazoa, Chordata, Actinopteri, Labriformes, Labridae. Gene Ontology annotation, biological process: response to odorant; olfactory behavior; positive regulation of flagellated sperm motility. The record is from RefSeq and is a predicted model, not a curated record. The transcript is spliced from 23 exons.